AGAUCGGGAUCUAAGCGUAGACAGGAACCUGUUGGAACCAGCGUCCAUCUCUUGCUUUUAAAUAGUCGAAUCUGCAAACGAUCCGAAAGGUUACAAUUUGAGCAAUGCACGCACGAUGAUUCUCAAAGUUUGAUAAUUUAGCAACAAAAUCCCAAACGGAUUGAUCCUAAUACAUACGGAGACUCAGGUGAUUUCUCGGUAAAACCAAGGAGAGACGAACAAAGUGUGAGAUAAUAAAUUAUUAUCUCAGUGAUGGACCGGUUCGGACCUGAAUAACCGAAUAACGAUAACCGGACCACUUUUAACAUCCCUAUAGGCCUAUACAGGUCCUUAAAAUUUCUCGUUUUCUUUCCUUCGCUCUAGCCUCUAGGGUUUCACAAAAUAGUCGUGAUGAAGAGAGGACGCGAAGAGAAGAGCGACGAGACCUCACCAUCCCCGACACAACUUGGUCACGGUGGAAUCUCCACACGAGACAUCAAUAUUCCUAUCGAUCUAACAGUGGAGAUACUAAAAAAACUCCCGGCGAAAUCUCUAGUGAAGUUCCAAUGCGUCUCGAAGCAAUGGUCAGCAAUUAUCAGCAGACGUAGAGACUUCAUAGAUUCGAUCGUGACUCGGUCUUUGACUCAGCCUCCUCGUCAUGCCCAUCUCAUCUUCGAGCAUAAUUCAGGCCACCCCAACGAAUGGUUCUUAGUGUUCUCGUCUAAUACUUGCCCUCAAGAUACUGACAAAAAAUCAUUACUAAUCCCCGACGUUAUGUAUCAAUACGUGCGCGGCUUGAUUUGUUGUUGGUCUAACCAUCGUCGUGAGGCAGCUAUAUAUAACCCUACCACAAGACGGUCUUUUCACUUACCAAAGAGCAUAAAAACCUCGAGCACGGGCACUUGCUUUUUCGGUUACGAUCCUCUCGAAAAUCAAUACAAAAUAUUGUUCCUACCACUAUACUAUUUGGAGCAAGGUUGUCAAGUUUUCACUUGGAGGACCAUCGAAGGCUUUAGAUGUCACUUUCCGUUGGUUGGUGCAAUUUGCAUCAAUGGGGUUAUUUAUUACCGAGCAAAGACUACAGAAGAUGAUUCUACUUCUAUUUAUAUGUUGAUGAGUUUUGAUGUUAGAACCGAGAAAUUUUGUCAUGUUGACGCUCCAAAUACAUUGAUGGAUCACUUUUCGUUUCUGAUAAACUACCAAGGGAAGUUAGGAUUCGUGUGUUGCGGGAAGAGUGUGGAAAUUUGGGUUCGAGAGGAUGGCCAUCAGAAGACACAAAUAUGGUCCAAGCUUUUUUUUUAUGAGAUGGAGGGUUUUGAGAAAUGGCGAGUUUCUGGUGUUACUCGUGGUGGUGAGAUAGUUUUUGUGAACACUGUAUACUUCUCUGAUGACAAGUUAUGUGUCUUAUAUUAUGAUCCAAAGCGAAAUAGUAUAAUAUAUGUUGACUUCGAAGGGAUUUACUCGAAAGAAAGAAGGCGUCACAAUUCUGUAUUAAUUUGGACUCUUCCCGAUCAUGUUGAGAACACAAUGCGUCUGUAUUAGUGAAGAGUUUUUCAACACUACAAUUACAUCAUCAAGGACUAGAAAAUACCGGCUUGGAUAGUGCAACAUGUGCAUAGCACGUGGUGAAAGAAAUAAAAUGGAAAUACUUUAGUUUA
This is a messenger RNA of Arabidopsis lyrata subsp. lyrata, 1637 nucleotides long. Its product is annotated as putative F-box protein At1g32420. Gene Ontology annotation, molecular function: protein binding. Lineage: Eukaryota; Viridiplantae; Streptophyta; Magnoliopsida; Brassicales; Brassicaceae. The record is from RefSeq and is a predicted model, not a curated record.